This is a messenger RNA of Diabrotica virgifera virgifera (western corn rootworm), 4709 nucleotides long. It is a transcript of the gene Helz, whose product is annotated as probable helicase with zinc finger domain. Gene Ontology annotation, biological process: regulatory ncRNA-mediated post-transcriptional gene silencing. Bases 153 to 4526 code for a protein of 1457 amino acids. The transcript is spliced from 12 exons. Gene Ontology annotation, molecular function: helicase activity; protein binding; metal ion binding. The record is from RefSeq and is a predicted model, not a curated record. Gene Ontology annotation, cellular component: cytosol; P granule. Lineage: Eukaryota; Metazoa; Arthropoda; Insecta; Coleoptera; Chrysomelidae.
UGUUUUGUCAGCUGUCACAGUUGUCAAAAUGACGUCUAGUGUUCAUGUUUUGUAAACUAAUUCUUUGAUCAAAAUUAAUAGUGUAGAUUAAAUGUAAAUACUAACAUAAGAAAGUAACAAUAAACUUUAUAUUCUAUUCGCUACGAAUUUCCAUGACCCCGGCUACAAUGGAAUUGCAGGCACAGGAAUAUUUGAAACAAAAAAAUUGGGUGCAAGCUAUAGAGUUGUUGAAUAAACUCCUUAUAAUCAACCAAAAUACAGUGGAGCAAGUCGUUUCGUAUCUUACUGAUAGAGCAGAAUGCUUCUUAGAGUUAAAUAAUCAUCAAGCUGUUAUUGUGGAUUCCAAAAAUAUCAUCAAACUUUGUCCUGAUCAAACUAAUUAUAAUGUCUGCUUGGCUAGAAAAAGGCUUAUACAUUCUCUUUACAUGAUUAAGAGAUUCACAGAAGCCGAUAUGGCCGCUAGAGAUUGGCUAAUACUGAUUCAAGAGUCAGAUGUAAAUAAAGAAAUUAAGGCUGUAUUAGAAUCGCUUCUAGGUAAUUUCAUAAAUUGCACAAAUGCUAAACAGAAGACUAUAAACUUGAUAAAGAUACUAGAUGCUAAUUUCACUAAUGGAUUUUCAAAUGUCAAGGUCGAGAGACCUUCUAUAGUCUCCUGCGUGUACUGCAACGUAACAUUUGCAGAAAAGAGUGAGUUGCGUGCCCAUUGUCAGACUGAAGCACACGAAAUGACAGUGAUGUCAGACGACGGACGCGAUUGGCGGUGGAGGCCACCACCGAGGGGUGUUACCCACGAGUGUUAUCUACCGUGCGAUAACUGGAGGGAUACGGGCUGUUGCCGAUAUGGUAUGCAGUGUGUUCGUGCCCACGGAGAAGAAGAAUUGGCCGAAUGGAGAGAGAGAUUCCGCUAUAGAGAGAUGAGAAUGCAAAGGGCUAGGGAGAAGGAACUGUUCGGUAAAUCUUAUACCGAAGAAAUAUUGGAAAAAUGGGCGCAAUCUUCAAACCCCAACGCUCUAAUGUGCAACAAAAUAGAUGACGUAGAAGACCAAUGCUCUUGUCCACUAUCAGUAACAGUAUCAUCUAAGAAUAGUCUCCACGAAUGGACUUUCUACAUAAAAACAAAAAGACCGCUGAAAGCUGUAGCUCUUCUUCAAGACACGCAUCGAAACCAUUUCUUCCUAGCCAGUAUUUUUAUCAAAAAUUGCAAAAUAGAUCUGAGAAGCAACCAGGAAUGGAUAUCGCCUAUGCUGCACCAGGAGUCCAUGUUGCCGGUUGAAUAUAGGGUCAAAGUUGUCUUUACCACUGGUAUCUUUGGAACUUUCAGGCAAUCGGUGGUAUUCGAUUUCACAUCUGAACCAGUUCUAGUCAAACACAUGUGCGUAGACGUCGUCCCCGACCCGGAUUUGGAGAAGAUCAACGAGAUCCGGAAAGAAAUAUCACUAUCGAUCUCAGAGAGGUGGACCAUCCACAACUCAGACAUAGUUCCUUUCCAUUCGACCGUGGAAAACGCCAACCCAAACGAAGAGUGGGAGAAGAGGUUGAGGUCGAUGUAUCCCUGCCCUCAUGCUGAUACUUUCCUGCUAUCUCACGCGACUGUUGCUGAAAAGAAGUUUACGAAGAAUAAUUACAGAGAGAGGAUGCACGAGUUGCUGUUCAUUGAAGAAAUGGCAAGGUACGAGUUAGUAGCUCAAUACAACUUAUCCGCGAAGCUGAAACUGGCUCUCAGCUACAUUCUAUCGCCUAACAGCAUGGCCGCUAGCACCGCGAAAUAUUCCAACAACGGCGAGCUAUUCGCUUCUGUGAGUCUUGGCAAAGUAUUAUCCGAAGACACUUCGGAAGGAAGAUUAAUACUCAUGCACUGCAAUAGCGUCUAUCUAUCGCUUUCUGUAUCAGAAAGCCCGCUUAGACGACGAGUUUACGAAGCUUGGAUAGAAGACAAGGGAAAGAACACGAUCUAUUUGAGAUUAAGCGCUGUUACUGUGAAGGAGUUGGGUUUGACGAAGGAUUCUGAUGUCCAGGUGGAUAUCCAGUUCCAGUUGAACAGGAUACCAUACUGCGAGUGGCAUUAUACGUUGGAUAAGAUGACUAAUUUUAAGAUGAUUUUUCCGGAGACCUACUUGGAACCAAGUAUACCAUGGUCGCCUUCUAGACAAUGGUCUAGAACGCUCGACAGCAGACUAAACAUCAAACAAAAAGAAGCGGUAAACGCCAUAACCACGCCGUUAUGUGUUCAAUUACCACCGAUCUUGGUCAUCGGCCCUUUCGGUACCGGAAAAACGUUUACUUUAGCCCAGGCGAUCAGAGAGCUCAUCAAAGACUCCCCCAACAGGAUUCUGUUGUGUACACAUUCGAACAGCGCGGCCGAUUUGUAUAUCAAAGAUUAUUUGGAUCAGUGGGUGGAAAACGGUGAGGAGAGCGCGAGACCUCUGAGGAUUUACUACACGAAACGUUGGGUGUCUACUGUUCAUCCGAUAGUUCAAAAGUACUGUUUGAUUAAAAACAACGGAACAUACCGGUCUUUUGAGAUACCGACUUUGGAAGACAUCAUGAAGCACAAAAUAAUCGUCGUAACUCUUUCUACAUCGGUAUAUCUCUCCGCCAUGGGCCUUCCUCAAGGAUUCUUCACGCAUAUUCUCCUAGACGAAGCAGCUCAGGCGAUUGAAUGUGAAACGGUUACUCCUUUAGCAGUUGCUCAUGACAGCACAAGGAUUGUUCUUGCUGGUGAUCAUAUGCAAUUGGGACCGGAUAUAUUCUCGACGUUUGCCAAAGAAAGGAAUCUCCAUAUAUCUCUACUCGAACGAUUGUACGAUCACUACCCCAGUCACUUUCCUUGCAAGAUUUUGCUAUGCGAAAACUACAGGGCACACGAAAGUAUUAUACAAUUUACUUCUGAAUCGUUUUAUGACCAGAAGUUGAUCUCAAGCAGUAAACAGCCAUGCCAUAGUAAAUACUACCCGUUAACAUUCUUCACCACGCGCGGAGAAGAUAUCCAAGACAAGAACUCAACAGCAUUCUACAACAACUCCGAAGUGUACGAAGUAGUGGAACGCGUAUCAGAACUGAAGCGAAACUGGCCCCCAGAAUGGGGCUCUUACACCGAUCAGUCCAUAGGAGUGGUCACUCCAUACGCCGACCAAGUAUUCCGAAUCAGAUCUGAACUGAGAAAACGCAGAGUGGACAACGUGUGUGUGGAAAGAGUGCUUAACGUCCAAGGAAAGCAGUUUCGAGCCAUUAUCCUCUCGACUGUGCGUACCCGAAAGACUUGCACCAACGACAUAAGUCGUACUGAGGUCGACUAUGGCUUUCUCUCGAAUUCUAAGUUGUUGAAUACUGCUAUCACGCGAGCACAGAGCUUGGUGGCUGUUGUAGGUGAUCCCAUUGCUCUUUGUUCCUUAGGGAGAUGCAGUAAAGUGUGGGAGAGGUUUAUUCAGAUCUGUAACGAUAGCAAUAGCUUGUUUGGAAUUACUUGGACUCAAUUGAAGUUACAACUGGACGGCAUCGAGUUGAAAAAGAUCUACACCCUCAACCCUCUAGCGCCCGAAUUCAUUCCUAGGAAAUACAAAGAAUUAGGCAUGGUACCGAGCGUGGCCAAAGUCGAAGCUAGUCUUCCCAAAGAAGUAGUCCCACCCCCGCCACCACCCACUACCCUAGUAUCGCAAAUUCCUCCCGCAGUUAUCUCACCAUUCCCUAUCCAAGACCUGAGAUUUUUUCCCCAACUCCUAUACCCUCCCCAGCAACCUCGUCCUUUCCUCUUCAACCUCAUUCCUCCUACCCUGACGAACGGCUUCACUCAACCCAUCCCGAUCGUCAAUCCUUCCUUGGUGGUUCCACCACGUCAGCAAGUGGUGACUUCUUUACCAAAGGCUGUACCCGUUCCCCAAGGAGCGCAGAGUAUUCCUGUUCAGAGUCCGAGUAAGCCGCAUGGGAACUCCUCGCAGGCUGGGAGUAAUAAAUUGAUACAGUUCAUGAACAACGUUCAUUUUCCCGAAGCCAAUGUUCUGAAUGAUUGCAUCAAUUUGUUGCCGCAGAAUAUGUCGCUGGCGGAUAUGUUGCUGCAGCCUCCAAGUCUACAGGAGCGAUGGUAUAACUAUCUUAGAGAAACCACAGGUCCCGAAGCCGCGGAAAAAUUCAAGUAUCUCCUGCACACCACGAACCAAAAAGGUUCCAAAGUAUUAGACAAAAACAUAUUCGAGCGUUCCACGCCCUCGUCCUGCGAAUCUCCCACCUUCAGCUGGUACGACAGUCCUACCAACCAAAUCAACUUCAACAAGCCCGUGUACAUGACGGAAAACGUCUCCACAGAACACCACAAUGGCGUCUUGAAAGAAAAUGUCCAGUUUGAAACGUUUGAGAACGGCAUGAGCGAGGAAGAGCUGCAGAGGCACAUAAACGAGGAGUUCGCCAACUUGAGCAUGGAUAACACCGACGUAAAUGAGGUGUUCAAGGCGUUCACGCAUAAAAACGAGUGUGUACAGAUGAACGGGGGCCCCAACGUGACGGGCCCCAAAUUUUAUAAAUAUUUCCAGUAGGGCAUUGUUUUAUUUCGUCCUUUUGUGUCAUUUUUCAUUUAUCUCUUUGUAUAUUGUACAUAAAUUGUAUAUUAUGUGUUAUUGUUGUUUAGUAUGUAGAAUUAUGUAUUUGCUUUUUUUUACUAUUUAUAAAAUAUAAACUUUAUAUACUGUACUUAAGUUGAAAUACAUGAAUUAUGAGAA